AAUAUCGAAGAAUGGAUAAAAACGGAAAGUUUUAGGGUAGCUGAUGUAAAUUAAUUUGGAAAAAAAUGCCCAUCGAUGAGUAUAACAGCCUUACAGCCUUCUGAAAGAAACACCCAUAAGUCUACAAGUGUUCUUGUGGAGGGGGAAGAAAGGGAGAGGGAUAGGAAGGAAUCAGAAAAAGAGCUUGAGGUAGAUUACGUUGAGGUUGAGAGUGCAGUUUUUCAGUCUCUCGUUGUCUCUCGUUCCUUCAUUUCCACCCAAGAUCUCUGUUUAACCUGCAUUAUCCAUCCACUCCAUGAUGUGGAUUAUAUUUUUGCAACUUACCGACCUUGGGGAACAUUAAUAAAUAUUCAAAUGCAAAUAUUUUCAUUAGAAAACUGGAGAAAAUCGGUAGUGAUGAUUCGCGACAUGUUAAACUUUUGGUCGAGAUGAAGUUGAAGGAUUCUGAGUAGUAGAGAAAUUAAGCGGAGUGAGAGAUAAACAGUGUAAAAAGGAGUAUUGUUAUUUGCUAAUUUACACUAGAGCAGAAGACUUUGACCCAGAUAUUGAUAACUAACUGCCGCCGGUACGUUGAACUUACGAUGGUUCUCAGUAGUUCGUAAGUGGAGCUGUAUCGUCGAGUGACUUGAAUGUAUGGGUAGGAGUGUCGCGUCCUCUCGUUUCAUCAACAAAACCCUUGAAGUGAAGUGAAGUGAAAAUAAUGAACAAUGGAUAUUACAAUUGACUUGUAUAUUUUUUUCACUAUUCCCUUUCUGUAAUUGUUAAAUUAUUUGGAUGUUCACAUUAUAAUGUACAAAACUGAUGAGUGGAUCAGCUCUCGAUUUGGCUAAAAUAACAUAUUAUAUGAAAGAAGAAGAAGAAGAAGAAGAAGAAUAAUGUACACAGAGAGCAGAAAGAAUGAAACAUCUUGACGUUGUCACACUACACAAUUUUCCGCACACCCGGCCCGACGAUAGUUGAAGGAAUGACGAAAGAAGUUCGCACUCAUGUCUGCAGUACCCGGUUUUAGCACGUGGUUGUCCAUUGAAAUUUACUGAGUCAAAUUAAAAUCCCUAUAAAUAUAUGUAUAGGUUGUUGGUAGUUGAGGCGAGAGGCUCUCUACCGGAAAGUUAAAAUCGUAAAAUCGAACCUUAGUCUUCUAUAAGAUUAUUUGUCAUUUAUGUCACAUAGCUUCCUCCUUCCCCAGAAAUCAUUCCCCUGGACAUUUUCUCUCAACAAUGUGUGAUAGGAAUGGCAGAAAAAGUGCGCCAGGCAGCAGCCCGUGGUGAAAUUGCGCUACUCGCACGCCUACUUAGUGACGGUAUAAAACCGCUCCCGGAUGAGUCUGGUAUUAGUCCUCUGCAAAAAGCUGCUGCAGAAGGUCACUUGGAGGUGGUUGAGCUGUUGUUGAAGUAUGGAGCGAACAUAUCGUAUCAGGAUAAUGUCCACGGUGACUCAGCACUGCAUGAAGCCGCAUGGCGUGGCUACAGCAAAACCGUCGCUCUACUGGCUAAAGCCCUUGGGACACAACGUGCCCCUCUUCAUGCGAGAAAUAUUGCUGGAUUUGCCCCGCUGCAUCUUGCGUGCCAAAAUGGCCAUAAUCAGACUUGCAGAGAACUCCUUCUUGCCGGUUGUAAUCCUGAUCUGCAAAAUAACUACGGUGAUACCCCUCUUCAUACAUCAGCACGUUAUGGACACGCAGGAGUCACUAGGAUUCUGAUUUCUGGACUAUGUCGAGUGUCCGAACAAAAUAAAAACGGUGACACAGCCCUCCAUAUUGCAGCAGCCAUGAGCCGACGGAAACUCACCCGAAUUUUGCUGGAAGCUGGUUGCGAGCAUUCACUCCGUAACAAGCAGGGAGAAACAGCAAAGGAUAUAGCAAAACGAAAAAAGCUCACUGAAAUCCUCGCAAUAAUAAAUAAAUAUCGCAGUAAGAGCCGAUCGCGCUCUAAAAGUGAAGACAAAGUUGAUAGUAAAACGGCAUUAGAAACGAAUCCUCCAAAAGGCCAGAACAAACGAGAGAUACCUGGAAGUGGAACGAGUGGUAGCAGAGAUGGAGGAGCACAAAAAGAAAAGAAGAAACAUAAAAAUGUGAUCGGUAAGCAGUGGUCGCCUUAUGGUUGCCACUAUUACCCUGACUCCGAGGCCUUUCCCCAGCCGAAACUUGACUCGCUACCUUCAGCUCCAUUGGCUAGAGGCGAACAGUACUAUUUAGACCUUGCCGGCAACAUAAGAAAGGGCCCCGUUGGUGUGGGAUAUACUUGCUAUUGUGCACCCUUUUUCCGGCAUAUAGAGGCUAAAUUAGAGCGUGAUAAAGCGGAAUUAAAGGCGCACAUCGAUCAAGCACACGAGCGGCUGGACCUUAAGGUAGUCUACCUGGAGAAGAGAACGAGAGGUCAAAUUUCUGAGCUUACUAGGGCUGUCGCGGCAGAGAGAUCCAAGUGUGAGGAGCGCCAUGGUCAUUUGCGAAGGAGAAUACAUCGAGGAGAGUUUGGAAGACACUCGGAGAAGCCUACUAAAGUUGUUAACCGAGAUGCAAAUACAUUAACAAGAACUAGAUCACUCGAAAAUCUUCUUGAUGAAAGACCUCAGGAUAGAAGCUUUGAAAUACCGGGGGAGACUAAUGAACGUAAGGGGAGUUUGGAUAACCUUGAUAUUCCACCUAUUCCGAGACUGACUCUAAGUUGCAGGGACAUUUCAAUGGGUGGGUUCAUACCGACGUUAAGGAUUCCGCAUGUCCCACAAACAUUUAAUGAAACUUUUGAUGGAGUCAUUGAGAGGGACAGAACCUCGCCUUUGGGAGCAGCUGCAUCACCGACUACAAGUUUGAAUAACAAAAUUAAGCAACAUCAGAUGUCCCAAAGUUAUAGUGACAAGGCGGUACCGCGUGAAAUUAAUAGCGAGAUGAAUGAAGGAUGGAAAUCUUCUCCAAGCAGGAGUGUUCAUGAAAUGAUAAAACGUUUUCAACAAGUUCCGGGUAAUCAUAAUGAUUGGAGAGCGAUACGAUCUGCGGGCAGUGGACAGACUACGAGUCCUGAUGCCAGUCAAUACUCACCGGGACAGAGAGUUCAGCCACAGGGUACUGCAUUCACAGAGUGGCCCGGGGAAGGUCAAGGUAAUGAAAGCGAGAGUAGUGAAACAGGAGACGAUAUUGAUGGCAAUUCAAAAUUAAAUGAGAGCAACCAAAAAGGUUUGGAGAGGGUGUUGACAAAUUCUCAUUAUGAUUCCAUUGCAAAAAUGCCGUACAGAUCUCGUAACGCAGUUUACAGUCCCACUCUACCGUUUCAUGACACGCACAAUGAUUCUGGCUAUAGUACGAGAAUGUAUGGAUCGAGCAAAGGUGCGUCUCCUUCUUUAUCAGGUCGCUUAGAAUGUGAUGUCGGUUUACCAUCCAUCCAAAUAAAUUAUCCAGAUGAUCAACAUAAUGCAGCACUACUAGAACCACCACGAGGACAGGACCUGACAGUUUAUAAAGGGAGUGGUGAUAACGUGACCAUUAAUAUUGGUACAGCAAGCCUUGUCUAGGCAAAUGAAAAUCGUACUAAUCACAUUGAUGAAAAAAGUGAAUGGAAAUCAAUCAAUUAAUCAAUAGUCAUUUGAUUAUUUUAUUGUAAAAUUCGAAGGAAGUAUUGAGCAGUUAAGAGCUCAGCUCACUACAGUGAUUAGAUUUAUUGUCGCCAUAAUACAUAAUCUAUCGUAAAACAGAGACAUCUAUUUAGUCUGAAUAAAAUAUAUACACAACGUUCAA
Diachasmimorpha longicaudata is the source of this 3727-nucleotide messenger RNA. RefSeq names its product diego (gene dgo). The transcript is spliced from 10 exons. NCBI's taxonomy places the organism in Eukaryota, Metazoa, Arthropoda, Insecta, Hymenoptera, Braconidae. The coding region runs from base 1231 to 3504 and encodes 757 amino acids. The record is from RefSeq and is a predicted model, not a curated record. Gene Ontology annotation, molecular function: protein binding.